CGUUCUCUUACAAAAUCCUAAGUCAUCAACAAAAUCUAUCUCCUUUCAAAUAUAAUUUCUUCGUAGAUUGCUUUAAAAUGAAUUGGUGCAUCUUCAACAGCGAAGAAAUGGGCAGCAGCACUCUAGUCUGUGUCAGACGAGUGAAGCAAGAGGCUCCUGAAGAGUGGGAUGAGAGCAUGCCAUUGCCUGGAGAUAUCAUUGAAGGGUUUGUUGAGGAUGAUGGCGAUGGGUUAUUUGUGCAGGCUAAGGUCAGAUCAGACCUUAGUUCACAACUUGGAAAGAUUAGCCAACGCGUUGAUCCAAUAUGGCUUAAGGUUAAAAGAGGUGAUACCACGCUUAAACUCUGUGUUAAUGUUGUGCCAGAAAAGAAUUCAUUGCUGCAGAAAAGGUUCACUGUUAAGGCAGUUAAGGAUGACAGGCACAUUGCGGUUUUAGGGGACUUGACCUUAGAACAAUGCACGGAACUGCAGGAAAUGAGCAGGAGGGUGGUGGGUGUGAACUGCAGGGCAUUUAGCAAGAAGGAAGUGAAGUAUGACUGGAGGCUGAAAAUGGAAGCUUACCUGCCAGACCGAAACUCUAGCAUUAUUAGUUCCAUUUUGUUCCUGCCAAUGCAAGGUGAAUAUAGUGUCGAAGCCACGACAGCAAGGUGUAUGGCCUGGUUUUCAGCAGCAGUUUCUUCAGGGAUACCUCUUGUCUUUGUCAAUAUCCAAACUGAACAGACUGCAACUCCGGAGAGAACUCAGUGCGCAGGAAAAGAGUCACUUUGGGGUGCGCAGAAUCAUAAUGCAACAGUCCAAAUAAUCCAAGGCAUAAGACUAUGGUUUUUACCUGGAAUUGCAGAAGCCCUGCUUGAAAUGGCAGUAAAACCAGGAGAGGCGCGGUUUGGAAUAGACAUUAAACGAACUGAUGAGGGCUUUAUCUGUGUCUAUUCAGUGACAAAAGGUUCAGCAGCAGAUCGUGCAGGGGCUUGGCAGUUGUAUGAAGAGGCAAAUAAAAAUGGUCACUUGCUCAUAAUCUCUCGAUUGGGAGGCAAGAGCCUAUUGCCUUCAAGUGUGUGCUCUGCAGGCUUUAUACACUGUUGCGAUCACAAUGAAAUUAAGGAUACACUUGCCUCGGCCAUUGAGCAAAUAGACUCGAUCCAGAUACAUUUUAUGGCCUGGCCUGACCAAACUCUUACUAGCAACAACACUAAAUCAAUUGGUGUUGCAUCCCUCCUGCCUGCAAAGGGAUAUUGACAAAUUUGCAUUACAGUUAUUAGGCACAUAAACCACCUGUACUGGAAUCGAGUGGAAAGGAAUAAUGUAUGGAGUGUAGACUAGAAUUGAGAUUGAAUUUCGUUAGAUAGAUGAAUGCUUCUGAACAUUGUAACAUAUUACUCAGAAAUGAAAACUUAAAAACAAAAGUUACUUCCUUCUCCUUUAUUGUACAUUAGAAAUGG
Messenger RNA from Ricinus communis (castor bean), 1438 nucleotides. RefSeq lists its product as uncharacterized. The transcript is spliced from 4 exons. Bases 78 to 1235 code for a protein of 385 amino acids. The record is from RefSeq and is a predicted model, not a curated record. Lineage: Eukaryota; Viridiplantae; Streptophyta; Magnoliopsida; Malpighiales; Euphorbiaceae.